Molecule: messenger RNA, 741 nt
Organism: Drosophila arizonae
Lineage: Eukaryota; Metazoa; Arthropoda; Insecta; Diptera; Drosophilidae
Product: U3 small nucleolar ribonucleoprotein IMP4
Biological process (GO): rRNA processing
Cellular component (GO): small-subunit processome; nucleolus; Mpp10 complex
Molecular function (GO): snoRNA binding; rRNA primary transcript binding
Source: RefSeq, a predicted model, not a curated record
UUUCGUUUUUUAGAUGUGGAAAAUGAAAACAUAUCUACUAUUGAUGAAUACAAAUAUGCUGGCUGUCAGGAUCCGAAGAUUAUGUUAACUACAUCCCAUGAGCCGUCUUCACGCCUGAAAAUGUUUAUGAAAGAACUUAGACUAAUAUUUCCUAAUGCCCAACAAAUGAACAGAGGAAAAUAUCAACUAAAAACAUUAAUGCAUGCAUGUCGAGCUAAUAAUGUUACAGACUUUAUAGUAGUGCAUGAGCAUCGGGGCAUUCCCGAUAGUCUUGUGAUAUGUCAUUUGCCAUUCGGACCAACAGCUUUCUUUAAUAUAACCGACGUUACAAUGCGCCAUGAUAUCCCUAACAUUGGACCUAUGAGUGAACAGAAACCGCAUUUAAUUUUCAGUAAUUUUAAAAGCAAUAUUGGUUUAAGAACUGUACAAAUUUUAAAACAUUUGUUCCCGGUACCAAAAGAAAAAUCUGAAAGGAUUAUUUCAUUUAUUAACAAUGAAGAUAAAAUUUCAUUUAGACACCAUCAAUAUAAAUAUGUAAAUAAAGAAAUUGAAUUAACGGAAGUUGGACCCAGAUUUCAAUUAAAGUUGUAUCAGAUUAAACUUGGAACACUAGAAAAUAUUAAAGCUGUUGAUACUGAAUGGGUUAGUCGUCCGUACUUAAAUACAAGUAUCAAAAAUUUAGUUUUUUCGAAUACAAAUAUAUUUACUAAUAAAAUCAAUGGUUAAUAUACACAAAAAUGA